AUGACCGACGCCCAUUGCAACACAACCGUCAAGAACAUCACCUGGAGAGGCGUCAGUGUCACGGCGAAGGACCGCGAGACCAAGAAGAUUGAGACAAUAGUCGACAACGUCGAGGGUUUUGUGCAAGCAGGCGAGAUGUGUGCUCUCAUGGGACCAUCUGGAUGCGGCAAGACAACUCUUCUGAAGGUAUUAGCCAGACGGCUUCCAAAUGGGAGCAACGUCAAGUCCACCAUCACUUGCUUCGUCGAGCAGGAGGAUUCUCUUGUUGGGGCACUCACAGUCAGAGAGACGCUGGAUUUCUCUUCGCGUCUCGCAGGUACACGUUUCCCGUCCCGGCGAGAACGUCUUCUUCGAAUCGACGCCCUCCUGCACUCUUUCGGCCUUGCAGAUCAAGCCAACACCAUCAUCGGCACGACAAUGCGCAAAGGUAUCUCUGGAGGACAGAAACGUCGCGUUGGCGUGGCCAGCCAACUCAUCACCGGCCCCAAGAUCCUAUUUCUCGAUGAGCCAACCAGUGGACUCGACUCAGCUGCUAGCUGGGAGAUCUCUAUAACGACUCACGACACGAUCACAGCAAUCGAAAAAUCAGGCAGCGAUCCUACGCUCGAAUUAAGCGACAAUGGCAUACCGCCCAGCAAGACUAGUCGCUACCUUUCUCUCCUACACCGAGGCUUCAUUAAAAGCUACCGCGACAGCAUUGUCUAUGCUAUCCGCCUCAUCAUGUACGCCGCCCUCGCCAUCUUGAUCGCCCUUGCCAACGGCCUCUGGAUGGCGGUCAGCGGCUUUAUGGUCCCGCCCACGGCCCUUAAUGCCUUCUAUAAGUAUGUCUUCCAGUACUGGGACUACCAAAAGUACGUCUUCGAGGAUCAGUGCUCGAUUGCCGGACAGGCGGUCUUGGACCAGUACGGUUAUGAGCCCGGCCAUCUUGGGAAGAACGUAGGCAUUAUGAUUUCCAUCAUCUUUUGCUAUCGUCUAGCGUCAUGGAUUAUGCUGCAGUUUCGCGAAUAA
Hirsutella rhossiliensis is the source of this 1008-nucleotide messenger RNA. RefSeq names its product ABC transporter domain-containing protein. The transcript has 7 exons. NCBI's taxonomy places the organism in Eukaryota, Fungi, Ascomycota, Sordariomycetes, Hypocreales, Ophiocordycipitaceae. Bases 1 to 1008 code for a protein of 335 amino acids. Gene Ontology annotation, molecular function: ATP binding; ATP hydrolysis activity. The record is from RefSeq and is a predicted model, not a curated record.